GUAGCGUGCACGCGCCGCGAGGGUUGAACCUGACCGAGAGCCGCUUCAGUGAAGAAACCAGAAGAAGACGAAGGGGAGCGCACGUCUACAUUUAUGUUUUAUUCCGUCGGAGCGAACCCUUUUUAAAAUGGCGUACCACAGUCCGUACAGAGGGGCCCCGCAGAACAACGCGACCCCGGACCAGAGUUUUCUGUGGAACAUCUUCCAAAGGGUUGACAAGGACCGGAGUGGGGUGAUAUCCGACACAGAGCUUCAGCAGGCCUUAUCGAAUGGCACAUGGACUCCUUUCAACCCGGUGACGGUGCGCUCCGUCAUAUCCAUGUUUGACAGGGAAAACAAAGGCGGGGUGAACUUCAGCGAGUUCGGCGGCGUGUGGAAGUACGUCACAGACUGGCAGAACAUCUUCAGGAACUACGACAGGGACAACUCCGGCUUCAUCGACAAGAACGAGCUCAAACAGGCGCUGACUGGAUUCGGUACGCAGCAAAGCUAUCGUCUAUCGGAUCAGUUCUACAACACGCUGAUAGAGAAGUUCGACCGCCAGAGGAAGGGACAGGUGGCCUUCGAUGACUUUGUCCAGUGCUGCAUUGUACUACAGAGGUUGACCGACGUGUUCAGGCGUUACGAUACAGACCAGGACGGCUGGAUCCAGGUUUCAUAUGAACAAUAUCUAUCCAUGGUCUUCAAUAUAGUAUAACGCACACAGAGCAUCACAAAAGAGCACAACUGGACACAACUGUGCCAAAGCUACCGACACCUCCCAGAUGUCCGCCUUGGUGGACACUACAAGAUUAUUUUUUUUUUUCUUAACCUAAUUUGGGCUGUCUCAAACAAAUUUAUGAAAAAAAAAAAAUGAAAAUACUUGCUUCAUGUAAUUAAAAAAUCAAAAAUCUUGUAGUGUUUUGUUUGCUGAACUACGUCUGUGCUGGGGAAGGGAAACUUCUGGACACAACCUGUCCCUCUGUCUGUCAGUCUGUCUGUAAUUGUCGACAAAACUUUUCAACGUCUUACCUUUUUCAUUGAUAAAAUAAAAAAAAACUCAGAGUAAAAAUGAUGCAUUGUAAAUAUGAUUUAAGAUGCAUUGCAUGCUUGUCGGGGAGAUUCGGCCCUACGUUGAAGCAUGCUUUCCCUUUCUCUCGUCUUUUCCUCAGCCCUAGUUUGCUCAAAGCCAUGUUUACAAGAACGGUGAAAGCAGGUGACGUUCUGCUUUGCGAUUCACUGACAUGCCAGCUUAUAUGCCAUAUUUGUACAAACUUAUUUUUAACUACAAAAUCAAACGUUAGAACAUAUCAUUUUUGUUAGAGGGUAAGCACUUAGUAUGGCUUAUUCUUUUGUGCAUGACGCCUUAACAUGUGUAAAAAGAACACGAAAGAGAAAUCUUUGAUUAAAAAAAUAAAUAAAUAAAA
This is a messenger RNA of Gasterosteus aculeatus aculeatus (three-spined stickleback), 1406 nucleotides long. RefSeq names its product programmed cell death 6 (gene pdcd6). The record is from RefSeq and is a predicted model, not a curated record. NCBI's taxonomy places the organism in Eukaryota, Metazoa, Chordata, Actinopteri, Perciformes, Gasterosteidae. Gene Ontology annotation, molecular function: calcium ion binding.